AUUGUGAGAAGAAGAACAUUAGUGCAAAAAUUUGAUCUUAUCCAAUAGAUGCAAAACAGAAGCAGGUUUUAAAAAGUGAACAAACUUAACAAAAAGUGUUCUACCAACUAGCAGAAGUAGUGUAUUGAGGGAAAUACAUCGAUUGAAGAAAAUACUGCGGAAAUAAGUUUACGACUCAAUCCGCUAGCAUGGAGUUCUCACCGAGUCCAGACAGUGACAAUUCUGGCUACUAUAGGAAUCGCAACCGCCGGGACGACCGGGACCGAGGCAACCGUGGACGUUCAAAGGAACGCCACUACCGACGCUACAGCCGUAGCCGAUCGCGAUCGUACAGCAGAGAGCGAUACAUCAGCAAUAAUAACCGGCGGAGCCCUGAAAGAGAUCUGUACAGGGAUUUGAUAGAUCAGGAUUAUGGCGAUAAUUCGUACGACAACCGUGACCGAGACCGGUACCGUCACCGAAGUCGUGAUCGCGAGCGCAGAUCAAGAGAUAGAGAUCGCAGGGAUCGCGAUAAACCAAACAAACGGAACUAUUCUCCUGUGCAAAAUUCAAAUGAAUUCGAUGAUAACUAUGAUAGCGACAACAACCAGGAAUUCUUUUACCAUCAAAAACCCAAUAACAAAAUCAUCGUUCGGGGAUUGGCCGCACAUAUAACCGAAGCGGAUAUUAACAGUGAUCUUAUACAAUGCGGGCUUCAAGCGCUCCACGUUCGGUUGAUCCGGAGAAAGAAAACAGGUGCAUCUAGAGGUUUCGCAUUUGUCGAGUUCCGCACUGAAGAGGAAGCAACUCGCUGGAUUUGCUACAAACAGGGGAUGUUGGUUUUCAACGAUCACCGAGCCAUCAUGCAGUACACCUAUUCACUGCCGGCUGAAAUGCGUGCCAAGGACAAACCGCAGACCGAUUGGUACUGUGCUAAGUGUGGAGUGUUUAACUUCAAACGCCGUGAGAACUGUUUCAAAUGUUUCGCUUCUCGUGAAGAGAGCGAAAAGGGUGGUGAAGGAAGCGAUGAGAUCAGUAACAUCCUCACCAAGAAAAUCAUGCUCCGUAAUCUGGACGUGUUGACCAACGAGGAAAGUGUGCUCUGUGCGAUGCAGGAGAAGAUCCCGGAUUUAGUUUCUAAAAUAUCGAAAAUAAUGAUUUGUCGGGACCCUCUAACGCAAACUUCGCGAGGAAUUUGCUAUCUGCAUUUUGAUAACUUGCUCGAUUCGAUGAACACGCACAAUGCACUGAAGUCAAUUGAACCUAUACUGAAAAUUGAUAGCAGAGAAGUGCUUAUUUCGUACUGCAUGGAUACAGAAAAUCGAAACCUGGUUAAAAGCGGAGCUAAACCUUCAAAUAACGGAAACAACUACCAAGAUUCAGCGGCUGGAGGUAACACGUCCGGCGGAAAUUAUCCAAACUCGUAUCAGUACACAAUGGCGGAUGUUCCCAGACUGGCGGAGUAUAGCGCAUCGGUUUAUGCAUCGAAUCCGACCGAGCAUGAACAUUAUUUACAGUUCUAUACAAAUUAUUAUGUAACGCAAAUCAACCAAGGCCAAGUGAACAACUUUCCAACAGAAGCUCAGAUGGGAGAAACGGCCAACUCUGGCGCAGCUGUAGCUCAAUCGGCAUUAGCUCGUAAACAAGGAUCCAAAAACAAAUCAGAAUCAACGGCGGCUCCUGCAGCGACGGUGGCUCCCCAACCGUUGCAAAUUCCCAACGGCACCGACGGAAAGACCUACCCUACACCGGAUGUUUCGCAGUAUCAGUACGAUGAGACUUCCGGGUUUUACUACGAUCCUUCAACCGGUUUAUAUUACGAUUCCAAUUCACAAUACUAUUACAACAAUGAAACCUGCUCCUACCUCUACUGGGAUAAUGAGACAAGCACGUACAUUGUAGCACCUACUUCGACGUCGACGGCUGCAGCUACGACAGAAACUUCCACGGAAGCACCAGCAGCAGAAGCUGCUUCUGCAAACACAAAUGGUGAGAAGACUGAGAAAACCAAAUCGAAAGACCAGCAGCCACAUGACAAAGUGAAGGUGGCGAAAAAGAUCGUCAAAGAUAUGGAAAGGUGGGCAAAGCAACUCAAUCAAAAGAAAGACUACAACGUGAUACAGCCGCCGGCGAGGGUCGAAGAGGCAACGCUAUAUUCCUCGCUCGGCCAGAUCUCCUCUCGAUCCGGAGAAUCUUCGGGCGGUUACGCAGAUGUGGGUUUCUCAUUGCUAGAGAAGAAGCAAAGCACCCAAGCGGUUUCCAAUUUCCUCAUGGGACAAGCUAAGGCAGCGGUUACCAAGGGAAGCAGCAAUUUGGUUUCAUCGUAUAACUCCGAUUCAGAUAACGAAUGCGAUGAUGCCAUCGGAGAGCGGGAGUACGUUGACUUUGAAAAGCUGACCUGCUUACUAUGCAAGCGUGCAUUCCAAUCCCAGGAGAUACUGAACAAGCACUUGAAAAUGUCUUCGUUACACAAGGAAAACUUGCAAAAGCUGAAGAUAGGAUUUGCCAAUCAGAGCGGUUUGGCUAACAAAGGUGGUGCCUAUCGAGAUCGUGCGAAAGAGCGUCGUUUGAAGUAUGGUGAAGUCGAUCCUCCACCGGUUAACAAGAGCAAGGAACGGUUUCAGCGUGAGAUUGAGAAACAGACACAAGCAUCUUACUCAGCUCCAAAUCUGGCCGCCGUUCCUAUUAGUCAGAACAACGUAGGAAACAAGCUACUUCAAAAGAUGGGUUGGUCCGAAGGGCAAGGUUUGGGCAGAAGCAACCAAGGCCGAACAAACAUAAUUGAGACUGAAUCACGGGUGGCAAAUGUUGGGCUGGGCAUCAAGGCAGCAAAUUACGGAGCCACGGGAGAUGACUACAAAACGUAUAUCAAGAAAAUGAUGAAGUCGCGGUACGAACAGGUGGACGUAAAAGAUUAAAUUUAGCACUUUUUUCCUCCCUAGAUUGGCUAGAUUUAGACUUAUAUCAUGCAACAUGGUAGCAUUUUAUUCUUCUUUGAGGAAUAAAAGGUUGUAAAAAUUUAAAGUUAUUAACACUAGAUCGAUAGUGCAAUCAAUCAUA
Molecule: messenger RNA, 3039 nt
Organism: Ochlerotatus camptorhynchus
Lineage: Eukaryota; Metazoa; Arthropoda; Insecta; Diptera; Culicidae
Product: RNA-binding protein 5-A-like
Exons: 12
Coding region: 189-2897 (902 amino acids)
Biological process (GO): mRNA splicing, via spliceosome
Cellular component (GO): nucleus
Molecular function (GO): RNA binding
Source: RefSeq, a predicted model, not a curated record